Thelazia callipaeda (thelaziosis nematode) is the source of this 1017-nucleotide messenger RNA. The record is from the annotation of a GenBank genome assembly. NCBI's taxonomy places the organism in Eukaryota, Metazoa, Nematoda, Chromadorea, Rhabditida, Thelaziidae.
AUGAAAUUUGCAUAUUUUUUGCGUAAACUAAUAUUUGGUUACGAUUCAGCCAUUCCUUGCGCAUGGAAACUUUUCCUUUUGCAGUCUGCUUGGAUCAUACCUUACUUAUUGGUGGUUAACUACUUAGAACGAAGUCUAUUACCAUUACGCUUGUUUUGCUAUACUCAAAAUGAAUUACUUGUUGUGCCUAAAGGUGAAAAGAUUAACUUGCGAUUAUGUUUGCAACGAUUUUUUUCAACCUCACAAUUGCAAUCAGUUAAUCACAGCAAAUGUUUGUAUAAACAGCCAAUCAAAACUCUUAUUACACCAAAAAUAUCUCAUAAUCAGUCAAAAAAAAUUGGUGUAAUCCGUAGUGCACCAUCUUCACGUGAUUACCGUGAUUUUAUUCGAAAAACUUAUAAAUCUGGACUAGAGCCAGAAAUUAUAGUGUUUUUUGCACUUGGAACUGGUGAUUACAAUCCGUUAAAUGAAUCUGAAAUCUAUCAUGAUAUUCUCCAAUUUGAUUUUGUUGAUUCAUAUCACAAUCUUACACUUAAAAUGAUUUCGAUAUACAAUGAAUUAUUUAAUAGAUUUGAUAAUUUACAAGAAAUUCUUGUAAUUAAUGAUGAUAUUUUGGUGAAUAUUACGGCUAUAAAAAAGUUGAAUUCUUUUGAAAAUGCAACAAUAAGUGGCAAGGUAACACGUGGAUUCCCACGAAUAAUUCUAAACUCUUCGAAAUGGUACAUACCAUAUGAAAUGUAUCCAAAAUUGUGCUAUCCACCGUUUGUACAGGGUGGUGGUUUUAUUAUUACACGUGAAGCUGCGCUUCGUGUAAUUGAAAAUAUUUGUUCAUUUCCAUCAUUUUAUCUCGAUGACGUAUUUAUGGGUAUUUUGGCUAAUUGUUUAGGCAUUAAAAUGGAACAUAUCAAUGGAUUUGAUAAAUCUUAUCCGAGUAAAUUUAUCACUUUCCAUCACCAAUGGCAUCGUUAUUCUGUAAAACAGCUUCAACUUCUCUACCACACAAUCAAUUAUUUAUAA